Rhizophagus irregularis DAOM 181602=DAOM 197198 is the source of this 1594-nucleotide messenger RNA. Lineage: Eukaryota; Fungi; Glomeromycota; Glomeromycetes; Glomerales; Glomeraceae. The record is from RefSeq and is a predicted model, not a curated record.
AAAUAUGUCCUACGAAUAUUAUCAGGAAGUUAUUAUUGAUUUAGAAAAAUUGUUCACAACAGAAAUUGGAUAUGAUGUUAUUAUAUUCGCUGGAGAAAAUAAAAAUACAGAAGAAUUACAUGCUCAUUCAAAUAUUUUAUCCACUAGGUCACAAUAUUUUUGUACGGCGUUUUCUAAUGAAUGGGCUGAAAAAAAGAAUGGAAAGUUUAUUUUUAAGAAACCUAAUGUUUCACCCGAAUUAUUUAAGAUUAUUUUAAGAUUUAUUUAUUGUGGGAAAAUUGACUUUAUAAAAUUACAAUGUCCCGAGAUUUUAAAACUUUUGGCUAUAGUGGACGAGCUUGGUAUUCAAUCAUUAAUAUCUUGUAUUCAAGAAUAUUUAAUUAAACAUCAUGAUGAAUUUUUACAACAGAAUCCUAUAGAAAUUCUCGAAACAGUUUAUCAGCAUGAAUCAUUCGAACAGUUGUGGAACCAUUGUCUUGAAAAAAUUUGUGAGGAUCCAAGAAUUUUAUUUAAUUCCGAAAAAUUCAUUAAUUUAAAAUCAUCUUUAUUAGAAUUAUUAUUAAAACGGGAUGAUUUAUAUUUAGAGGAAAUUAUUAUUUGGGAUGGUUUAUUAAAAUGGGGUGUCGCACAAAAUCCUUCUAUUUCAAAAGAUGAUGAUAUCACAAAGUUGAAAAAGGAUGAUAUUACAAUUAUGAAGAAAACUCUUCAUAAUUUUAUUCCAUUAAUAAGAUUUUAUCAUAUUUCGUCAGAAGAUUUUCUUGAUAAAGUAUAUCCUUUAAAAGAUUUAUUACCAGAAGAUUUACUUGAUGGUUUAUUAAAAUUUCAUAUCGCAUCAAGUAGGAAAUCAGAUGUUAAUGAUAUUCAACGUCCUAGACAAUUAAAAUGUAUUUAUGACUCAAUAUUGAUCGAAAAUCAUCAUUUUGCUAAUUUUGCUAAUUGGAUUGAUAAGAAAGAUUCUUUACUUUAUAAUAUAAAGAAUAAUCCUUAUAAUUUUAAUUUACUUUAUCGUGCUAGUAGAGAUGGUUAUACACCUGAAGCGUUCCAUUCUAAAUGUGAUAAUAAAGGUGCAACUAUAGUUGUUGCUAAAAUUAGCGAUUCUGAUCAAAUAAUUGGAGGUUAUAAUUCACUUCAAUGGGAUUCAAGUGAUCAAAAUAGUUCCACAGUUGAUAGUUUUAUAUUUUUAUACUCUGAUAGAAAGAACGCAAAAUUGAGUUAUAGUAAUGGUGAUCAAUUUUCUAUAAGAAAUAUUGCGUUAAAUGGACCAACAUUUGGUGGUGGUAAUGAUUUAUAUUGUGAUAGUAAUGGUACUUGGAGAAGUAAUGGUUCAUGUUCGUAUCCUAAAAUUGAUGGUAUGCGAAAAGGAAUAAUUAAUGUAAAUGAUUAUGAAGUAUUUCAAGUUAUAUUAAAAAGGAAGGACGAAAAUAUUCAAGUUCAAAAAAUUAAUCAAGAUUUAAAUUUAAAUUUGAAAAAUAAUAAUAAUAUAGUAGGAAAGACUAAACCAGAUAAAAUUAAAAAUAAUGAAGAUAAACUCGUUAAAAGAAGAAGUUUUAAAUUAUUUAAAACUUUAUUUAAUGAAAAAAGAAAACAACAAUAA